Messenger RNA from Cornus florida, 2700 nucleotides. RefSeq lists its product as uncharacterized. The record is from RefSeq and is a predicted model, not a curated record. The transcript has 4 exons. Bases 435 to 2468 code for a protein of 677 amino acids. NCBI's taxonomy places the organism in Eukaryota, Viridiplantae, Streptophyta, Magnoliopsida, Cornales, Cornaceae.
AGAGAGAGACAGAGGGAGCGUGGUCAUAUCGUCAUCCUCUGCAUUUCUCCUCCCUUUCCAAUUCCCAAUGUGAGAGAGAGAGAGAGAGAAAGAGUGUUGGUUCUCUCUCUCUGGUCAUGGUCAGGUGGGACUUGGGAGUGAGUGAAAACAAGAUAAAGGAGAUAUAAAUAGGGGCGAGAGAGAGAGAGAGAAAGAGAGAAAAUAUCUCGCACACACAGUCACACCUACUUAAAUUCUCUUCCACAAAUCAAAAUAAACGCUAAGUUAUGCUUUCGUUGAUCCGCUUUUUCCGCUUCUCCACCACAAACCCUUCUCUGUGACGACUUCUUAUGUCAUUUUCAUUCUCAUCCAUUGUUGGAAGGUAGCUUUUUUCUAUUCUCUUUCUAGUUUUGUUUGUCUUCAAAGAAAAAGUAGAAGAAAGCUCUUUGCUAGUUAUGGGUAGAGAGUGGUUGUAUUGGGGUGGUGGUAGUGGUAGUGGGAGAUCCACAAAGAAAGGAAGAGGUGUAGAGAGAGAAAGUAGUAGUAGUAGUACUACUACUACUCCUUCUGGCUGCAUGAGUGCUGUACUUCAACUCUUUGAUUUUCAUCUCUUUCAUCAGUUUGCUUUACACCAACAACAACCACCCUCUUUCAAGCCUGACUCUUUCCUCCCUGAUGAACCCACUAUUCUCAAAGGGGUAGAGGCACCAAGAAACAGCUUGGAAACACAGGAGCCUUUCAUGGGAGCUAUUAAUUCACUGCUAAUAUCAACAAUGAAAGGAGAUAUACCCAUGGGUAUUCAAAUUAAAACAAGAACAGAUGAUUUAUCUUCAGAAUAUAGCAGCUCACCUGGUACCAAGACCCCAAAUCUAGUAGCUAGAUUGAUGGGUCUCGAUCUUCUUCCUGAAAACUCCUCUCCUUCAUUGUCAACCUCUUCCAAUCAUUCAACUUCAAAGCCACAUCUGCAACAAGAGUCUCACUCUCAACGGUUGAGAAGUUCCGGGUUGGACACAAAUAUAGUGGGUACACGUUCAUUGCCGGAGACGCCGAGAAUGUCGUCGGAGAGGAGAUCGGAUGUUGAUCACCGGCUUUCGCUUCAGAUCAACAAGGAGAACAUUGGUAUAAGCGAAGAAAUUGAGGUGUCGAGGAGUAGAAGAAGAGAUAUGAAGCUAGAGGAGGAGAUUAAGAGUCCAAGCCAGUAUGCAAGACAAAUUGUGAAGCAAGUGAGAGAAAGUGUUGGCAGGAAAGUUGGUCUUGACAUAACCAAUUACACCACCAGAAACAGAGACGAGCAUGAUGUUCUCAGAAGGAAGAAACAAGUCAAGGCUAGUUUAGCCAAGCUCGGAGACGAAUCGAACCCGAGUAAGCAGUCAACACCUUCUUGCUCACCAAGGCUGAGGUUCAUGGAAGCCAAGAACAGAACAGUCACAAGUACAGUGUCCACCGAGAACCAAAAUUCUCACAACCCAAAAUGCUCAUCAUCUCCAUCAUCAACUUCUUCGUUGAUCAAUAUUAAUCAGUCAAAACCCAGUAAAGUUUCAUGGAAGCCGAAGCAUGAGCCAUUGCAGGUGCAACGACAGCAAAAUUCAUCAAUCCAAAAAUGUGAGAAAGCUAGCACUGAACGCUUUGCUCGUCGUCUCAAAAAGCCUCUGAAAGCUUCGGAUUCGAUUCGGAACAAGCAAGAAGAACCAUUUGUUCGUGCAUUAACAACAAACAGAGCAAACCAGUCAGACAACAAAUGCAAGAAAACUCCAUUACCAAGUGAGAUUUUUUCAGUCAAGAAAGACCCUUCACCUCCAGCCACAAAAUUACCUCAAAAACAGUACUCACAAGCUGAUACUCUUCCAUCGAAAUCGAGCACACAGUUAUCAAGUUAUUCGUACAAACAAGAAACGACGCAUAGGCCCACCAUUCAAGAAAACAGCAUCCAUGACAGAUCCCGUAGUGCCUCCGCCGGAGAUGGAGAGGAAUUUCAGUACAUUUCAAGAAUACUAAAACGUACCGGCAUCGACGCAAGUACUCCCGUGUCCUACACCAAAUGGUACACCCCCUCCCGCCCUCUCGACCCCUCACUCUUCCACCACCUGGAACUCACCACCACCGCCGCCACAAAAUUGAGACAAAGACCCAACAGAAAGCUAAUUUUUGAACUAGUGAAUGAAGUUCUUGUUGAAGUGUUGAAACCAUAUGUGAACUUGAAGCCAUGGGUAGUCACUGGUGGACCUGACCGUGAAAUGAAUGGGUCGGAGUUGAUAGACCGUGUUUGGACGAAGAUAAAAGGUUUCCCUUUGGCCGAUUGUAGAGUUUUGGAAGACAUUGACAAGCUGAUCGAUUUGGGCUCGUGUGAUUGUGAGCUUGAAGAGGAAGGUGAGAGUAUAGUGUCUGAGAUCGAACGGGACGUGACGGAGUGGCUAGUGCAUGAGACGGCGAUGGUGGUGUGGAAUGUCCGUACGACGCCAGGUGGACGACGAACCAGAAGCAGAGUCUGACGGACGUCACAUGGGUGGUUCACGUGAUGAGAUGCGAUUCGUUAAGGGUGUGGGGUCCACUUUUCUCGGACUUGUAAAGAGAGAUUGGAGGGCUACACGUGGUGUUAAAAGAUAAUGACUGUUAGGCUGACACCACUCGCUUUCUUAGUUAGUCUUAUGUGUAUUAUUUAUUACCUUUUUAAUUUUUUUUAGUAAUAUAUAAUAAAUGAAUAUAAAAAAUAAUGUUUAGAUA